This is a messenger RNA of Salvia miltiorrhiza (redroot sage), 2563 nucleotides long. Its product is annotated as pentatricopeptide repeat-containing protein At5g13770, chloroplastic. The transcript has a single exon. The coding region runs from base 395 to 2257 and encodes 620 amino acids. Gene Ontology annotation, molecular function: protein binding. The record is from RefSeq and is a predicted model, not a curated record. Lineage: Eukaryota; Viridiplantae; Streptophyta; Magnoliopsida; Lamiales; Lamiaceae.
GGUAAAAUUCAACCAACUAUCUUUAUCACAUUCAUGCUAUUAAAUUUAUAUACACACAUUUAUAAAAUGAGAAAUUAGAGAAAUUUUGUGUGAAUACUAUUGUUGCAUAUUGCCGCCUCCCCCCACAAAUGUUGACUCCAUCUGCAUUCUACAAAUACUGAAAUAUACUGUCCAUUUAAAAAAAAAAAAAAAAAACUGAAAGCUCAUAGCUCUCCAGUGUCCACGUGUCCUUCAACCAGUGGCUGACAUGAUCCCCAAGCUGCAUGCCAUAUAUCCAUUUCGAUAAGAUAUGGCGAUAAACCACUGUAAAAAAAUUUGACAAAUUUAAACAAAAAGGAAAAGGAAAAAUUCUCCCUCCCUCCUCUUCAAAUUGGCGCCGGAGAAGCUGCCUCCGAUGGCCGUGGCCAAUUCCCUCGACUGGUCACUCGCCGCCACAAUCACCAGAAAAACCGUCCAAUUUACUCACCACUCCGCCUCCAAAACCAAAAUCGGCUUCCGCUUCAUCUCCAUCCUCUUCCUCAAUCCGAAUUCAAAUUCGUCGAGAGCAGCAAGAGCAGAUCCCUCGGCGGUUAUCGAAGACGACGCGGCGGUCGGAGACUCUCCGGUGAUCGAGCUGGCGCUGAAGCUCGAAGACUUCCACCAUCUCCCCGAAGACGACGCCGACUGCAAGGAACUCAAUUCCAUAAUCUGCAGCUUGUUCAAGGAUCCCCAAACUGAGCAUCUCGCCUACGACUACUACCGGAAGGCGAAGACGAAGCCGGGCUUCAAACCGCAGAAAUACACGAUGAAGCUCGCCGUCAGGUACUUGAUCCGUACCAAAAACUGGAGUUUGUUGGUUUCCUUCUGUCAGGAUCUCAAGGAAUUCCAAGUUUUGCCUGAUAAAUCAACCAGCUGUAGAUUGAUUGCGGCUUGCGUCAAAGCUAGGAAAUUCAAAAUUCUUAAUCAUCUUCUCCAGCUCUUCAUGGAUAAUAACGCAGAGAUGGCCGUUUUAGCCUUCGAUUCCGCCAUGAAAGGCUACAAUCAGCUGCAUAUGUACAGCAGCAGCGUUGCUCUGUAUCAGAGAAUGAGAUCUGCCGCUCUGAAUCCCGACGCCGCCUGUUACUGUCGAGUGAUGGAGGCCUACUUCAAAAUGGGGAACUUCCAGAAAUCCGUAGCCAUCUUCCAAGAGUUUGAGAAGAUGAAAUUGAAGGUGAACGAGUCGUCUUCCACAAAUCAUUCUCGGAUUUAUUGCAUUCUCUGCGAGGCAUUAGGCAAAUUGGAGAAGCCAUUCGAAGCACUGGAGUACUUCAGAGAGAUGGGGAAGAAGGGGAUCGAAGAAGACCACUCUCACUACUCCACAUUGAUCAGCUCCUUCGCGAAUGCCGGUGAAUUAGGCAUGGCGGAGGAGCUGAUGCAGGAGGCCGAGAGCAAGAAAAUGCUGAGAGAUCCCGCUCUCUUCUUGAAGCUAGUUCUCAAAUAUGUCGAAAAGGGGAUGAUGGAGAAGACACUAGACGUCGUUGCAACCAUGAAUCGCGUAAACAUAAGAGUCUCCGACUGCAUCUUCUGCGCGAUUGUGAAUGGAUACGUCAAGAAAAGAGGAGGCCGAGCUGCAGUCCAAGUGUAUGAAGAUCUUGUGGAGCAAGGGCUGGAGCCAGGGCAAGUAACCUACGCCUCUGCUCUAUCCACCUACGUUCGCCUCGGGCUGUAUCCCAAGGCGGAGAUGGUGUUUGCAGAGAUGGAGAAGAAAGGGUUCGACAAAUGCGUGGUGGCCUACUCCAGCAUGGUGGCGGCCUACGCCAAGAUGGGGCGAAACCGCGAUGCCACGAGGCUCGUGGCUAAGAUGAAGGAGAAGGGGUGUGAGCCGAAUGUGUGGACUUACAACUCCCUCCUCGAUAUGCAUGGGAAGAACUUGGAGUUGAAGAUGGUGGACAAGGUAUGGAAGGAGAUGAAGAGGAGGAAGAUCGAGCCGGACCGCGUGAGCUACACCACGGUGAUCAGCGCGUACCACAAGGCGAGGGAGCUGGACUUGUGCAUCAAGUAUUACGAGGAGUUCAAGGCUCGUGCCGGGGCGGAGAUUGACCGGGCGUUGGCCGGGAUCAUGGUGUCGGUGCUGUCGAAGACCAACCGCGUCGACGAGCUGGUUGAGCUGCUGCAGUUGAUCAAGGCUCAGAAGACUAAUUUGGAUGAGAGAUUUCAUAGAUCAGCUAUGAAUGCGCUCACUGAGGCAGGCCUUCAAGUGCAAGCAAAAUGGCUCCAAGAAAACUUUGAGUAUUCUUGAUUUCUUGCCAUAUACUUUGUGUGUUAGUCUUUUGCACAUAUAGAUAUGACAUGGUUGGAUUCAGAAAUUGGCUUUGAAGACUUUACUCUUUCAGUUUGAUCGAUGAAUAUAACUUGAAUUUGAAUAGGGUGGAAAUACUGAUACAUAUUACAAGCAUGAUAGAAUUGUUAUUGGACUUUUAUUUUGGUGGAGAUGUAAUGACUUUCUCCCACAUCGAAUGUAUAAAUGAAAGAAUGGGAGAAAACAUUGUAUAAAAGCUUGGCCCAUUACUUGGAAAACUCAUACCUUUCUCGGCCUUUUGGCUAA